AUGCUAUGUUCAAGCUCUGAACAACUUGUGGGAGUUUGGAUUGUUAAUUGUGGCAUUAAGAACAAUUGUGACCCUACAAAGAGGAUUCAUCUGUCCGAAUUGGUGCUAUCAUGGGUCUUGGAAUUGCAUAUGCAGGUAAGAAGCAAAUUGUCGCCGAUACUGAAUGAUGCAAAAGCGUCUCUCAAUGUGAUUGCAUUUGCAUCUCUUUCUUUAGGACUGAUCUAUGUUGGUUCCUGUAAUGAAGAAGUAGCACAGUCUAUUAUAUUUGCUUUGAUGGAUCGAAGUGAGGCACUUGGUCCUGGACUUCUCUACCUGGGCAAACAGGAAAGUGUAGAGGCUACAGCUGAAGUUUCAAAGGCAUUCAAUGAGAAGACUAGAAAGUAUUGUGAUAUGACACUUCUUUCAUGUGCUCAUGCUGGAACUGGAAAUGUCCUUAAGGUCCAAGACCUCCUUUCUCAGUGUGGAGAGCAUCUUGAGAAAGGUGACAUCCACCAGGGUCUAGCUAUGCUUGGAUUAGCAAUGGGUUUCUAUGUCUGA
This is a messenger RNA of Arabis nemorensis, 537 nucleotides long. Lineage: Eukaryota; Viridiplantae; Streptophyta; Magnoliopsida; Brassicales; Brassicaceae. The record is from the annotation of a GenBank genome assembly.